GUGAUUUGUAAAAAAGAAAAAGAAAGGGGAAGUGUGUGAGUGAAGCGAGAGAUGCGGUGCAGCUGCAGUGCAGGGUCGGCAAUCUAUCGUUGUAAGCAAUAAUCAGUGAGUGUUGAUGUAACGACAACAAUUUUAGCGUGAUCCAACGUCGUAUCCCACUACGUGUAAUAUUCUUAUUCGUCAUACUCUUUCACCUGUUGCCUUCUUAAACUUCCGCGGUCUCCUUUUUUCGCCCCCCUUUCCUCUAUUUCAGUACUUCAAUUUUUGACGCUUCUUUUUCUUUUUCUUAUUAAUUCAUUUUCAUCCUUGCCUCAUAUCUCAUCUCUAAGCUCUACUAGAAUAUUCCACACUCAUGGCAGAAAAGGUCAAGGUUACUAUAAUGAAGCUCAAGGUUGAUCUUCAGUGUGACAAAUGCUACAAAAAGGUCAAGAAAGUUCUCUGCAAAUUCCCUCAAAUUCGAGACCAAGUGUACGAUGAGAAGAACAACAUCGUAACAAUCACAGUCGUAUGCUGUAGCCCUGAGAAGAUCAGAGAUAAGCUUUGCUGCAAAGGUUGUGGUGCCAUCAAAAGCAUUGAAAUUGUCGAACCUCCUCCACCUCCCCAACCCAAACAACCAGAGAAGCCCAAGGAACCCGUUAAGCCAAAGGAACCGGAAAAGCCCAAAGAACCAGAGAAGCCCAAAGAACCAGAGAAACCCAAAGAACCAGAGAAACCAAAACAACCCGAGAAACCCAAAGAGCCUGAGAAGCCCAAAGAGCCCGAGAAACCAAAGGAGCCUGAGAAGCCUCCGCCGCCGCCGCAACCCAAGCCCGAACCACCAAAAGAAAAGCCCCCACCGUCGGCGGAGCCCGUGCAUGUACCACCACCUCCGAUGAUGCCGGUGUGUCCACCGCCGAUGGCGGUUCCAAUAGGAAUUUGUUGUGGGCCAUGCUAUGAAGGUAGGCCUGGUGGGCCAUGUUAUGACGGUUACGGUGGGCCACCACAAAGUUGCUAUGAUGGGUACUACGGAAGACCAGUUUAUGAUAGUUACGGUGGUGGCAGGCCUUGUUAUGUGAGUCGUUGUGAUGAAUAUUUAUGUGAAGACAAUGCCACUGCUUGCACGAUUAUGUGAUCUUGUUACCAAAUUCGUCACCACUAUUAUCAUCAAUUUACAAUUGAUAAUAAAUCAUGGAGUACUAAUAUUUGUUUUUCAACUUACAAAUUAAUAACCGGUGUUUGGUCGAAAGCAAUCGUAUAAGAGGGAGAUAUAGAAUAAAUGUAUACCGUCAUAUAGUAUUAAUGUAACUGGUAUACUAAUAUACUAUGAUACCAUAUAUUAAAACAAUUUGGGUAAAGUUUGUAUUUACGUGCAAAAUUGAUUGAAAAAUGGAUUUAUUUGAUUUGCUCAAAA
Molecule: messenger RNA, 1390 nt
Organism: Cicer arietinum (chickpea)
Lineage: Eukaryota; Viridiplantae; Streptophyta; Magnoliopsida; Fabales; Fabaceae
Source: RefSeq, a predicted model, not a curated record